Molecule: messenger RNA, 369 nt
Organism: Striga asiatica
Lineage: Eukaryota; Viridiplantae; Streptophyta; Magnoliopsida; Lamiales; Orobanchaceae
Source: the annotation of a GenBank genome assembly
GUCGGUCGAUCGAGGAAAAAUAGUCACUGCUCCUAUGUCUCAGCGGUACCCUUGCCCCAGGAACCACUACUAAUCAAAGGCCCCUGUGACCUACCGCUUCUCCUUAGAGUUUCCCUUGAUGGUGGUGGUGACCGGACCCAGAGUGACUUCGGGGGCUGCGCUACGUACCUCUCACCCGAUACGAUAAAAGAUAUUAUUGAAGCUCGGACUCGGUAUGAGAGAAUCAGAGAGUGCCCCCUUCCCUCGAAUGCUGCAUUGGAGGGAGUUCUUCCACUGCCGAGUCCAGUUCAGGUAGCCAUUCGUUCAUGCUUCGCCUGUAAGGUUCCUGAUAGCUGGUUGACAACCAGCGGGGAAUUGCUGUAUACUAGG